Syngnathoides biaculeatus (alligator pipefish) is the source of this 2270-nucleotide messenger RNA. It is a transcript of the gene bckdhb, whose product is annotated as branched chain keto acid dehydrogenase E1 subunit beta. Bases 168 to 1346 code for a protein of 392 amino acids. The transcript is spliced from 11 exons. The record is from RefSeq and is a predicted model, not a curated record. Gene Ontology annotation, molecular function: catalytic activity. Gene Ontology annotation, biological process: branched-chain amino acid catabolic process; response to nutrient. Lineage: Eukaryota; Metazoa; Chordata; Actinopteri; Syngnathiformes; Syngnathidae.
GUUUGAAGCUGUUAUUAUAUACAUAUAGACACAUCUAGCAGUGUUGUUAUUGUAUCUGCUAAGUUUAUUUUCAGAAACAGUUCUUUGCUCUGUGUUGAACUUAGGCUCUUCCGUUUAGUAGACGAUCUUUGUAGUUCAGUUCGGUUCUUGACCCGGUCGCAACAGUAAUGGCGGCUGCUGCGCGUUUUUUACUUCGACGGAUACACUCGAAUCUUUCUGUCUCUGGCGUUUCCACCGUGCCGCAGACCUCUUUUGGACCCACGUUGCUGAAACUGUCACCGACCUGCAACCCGCAUAUCAAAGCACAGCGUAGACAUGCAGCACACUUUACCUUCCAGCCCGACCUCGUCCCGACACUGUAUGGGCCAACACAGAAGAUGAAUUUGUUCCAGUCAAUUACAAGUGCCUUGGACAAUACUCUUUCCAGUGACCCCACAGCAGUUAUCUUUGGGGAAGAUGUGGCCUUCGGUGGAGUGUUUCGAUGUACAGUGGGUCUUAGAGACAAAUAUGGUAAGGAUCGCGUCUUCAACACUCCUCUCUGUGAGCAGGGCAUUGUGGGAUUUGGUAUUGGUGUAGCAGUUGCAGGAGCCACAGCAAUUGCUGAAAUCCAGUUUGCAGACUACAUCUAUCCUGCAUUUGACCAGAUUGUCAAUGAAGCUGCCAAAUACCGCUACCGCUCUGGCAACUUGUUUGAUUGUGGAAACCUCACCAUUCGGGCUCCCUGGGGAUGCGUUGGCCAUGGAUCCCUCUACCACUCCCAAAGUCCCGAAGCCUUUUUUGCCCAUUGCCCUGGCAUUAAGGUUGUGGUGCCUCGUAGCCCAGUGCAGGCCAAGGGGCUUCUUCUCUCCUGCAUCGCUGAUAAAAACCCCUGCAUUUUCUUUGAACCCAAGAUCCUUUAUAGAGCAGCAGUGGAGCACGUUCCCUCAGAACACUACACUAUUCCACUCUCACAGGCUGAGGUUGUAGAGGAAGGAAGUGAUGUCACUUUGAUUGCCUGGGGGACGCAGGUACACGUAAUGAAGGAAGUGGCCCAAAUGGCGCAGGAGAAACUGGGCGUGUCCUGCGAGGUCAUUGACCUUCGCACCAUCCUACCAUGGGAUGUUGAAACUGUUUGCAAGUCAGUGGUGAAAACUGGACGCUUACUCAUUAGUCAUGAGGCCCCAAUAACCGGAGGGUUCGCUGCUGAAAUCAGCUCUACAGUACAAGAGGAGUGUUUCCUUAAUUUGGAGGCUCCCAUUAGUCGAGUGUGUGGGUAUGAUACCCCCUUCCCUCAUAUUUUUGAACCAUUCUACAUCCCAGAUAAGUGGAAGUGUUUUGAGGGAAUCAAGAAGAUGAUCAACUACUAAACUGGAACAUGAGCCAGCUCCUGAAAGCCCUAAACGACGUGCUCACCGUUUUCCUCCUCAUGUAUCCAAUCGAUGGUGAGCAGCCAGGAAAAGACACUUUGCUGACCAUCCAGUACGAAAGCCGUGUCCAGAUGACUCCAUGUCCCUGUGUGCCCUCACAACUAAUACUUUUACAUUACUUCUUAUCUUAGGGAACCUUAUUCUAUGAUGUUAAUGGUGGUAACUAUGAUGAUAUGACCAUAGUCCAACAUUAUGUUUUGUUGCAUUUGAGUUUGACUUCAGCAAUAAAAUUGUAUUCUAUAAUUUAAUUACUCAUACUUGCCGCCACUCCUCCCAACCCCUUCCUUCACACAUUUUAUUUUAGGGAAAUUUAAAAAACAAAAGUGGUUAGAAUCGCCUUUAUUUUUAUUUGCUGUGAUCACAAUUUUGUGCUGGCAGACUUUAUAUUAACAGAGUUCACUACAGUGUCAGAAAAGUUUUGAACACAACUUAGCUAACCACAUCCUGAUGAUUGGAUAAUUAUACAACUAGAAUGCAUUAAACAACUAGAUGCGUUUAUUUACUGAAUUGGGUUGUUUUUUUCCCUUUAUUUAAUCACUUGAAAAUACAAUGGUUAUGGAAGUGUUUUUUUUUAAAAGUGCAUAAUUCCAAAUGUCACACUUUUACAUCUCUGGUGCUUUGUACCCAGUCUAUUUUGUAUUGACCAGUGUAGUGGGAGUUCUUCUACAAUCCAAACAACAUGGGAAUUAUUUACCAGAUUCUCUGACAUUAAAGGUGAGUCAUGGACCAGGGAUUUGGAACCUCCUGAAGAAUCUUUAUAUAACUCUAUAUAACCUGUUAGUCGCUAUUUGAAACCAACUGAACCAAAGUAAUUCCCAGUCUAUGUAUCAGCGAAAGUAAAAAAAAAAUAAAACACCUUUUGUU